Messenger RNA from Polypterus senegalus (gray bichir), 798 nucleotides. RefSeq lists its product as uncharacterized. The record is from RefSeq and is a predicted model, not a curated record. Gene Ontology annotation, molecular function: protein dimerization activity. The coding region runs from base 1 to 798 and encodes 265 amino acids. NCBI's taxonomy places the organism in Eukaryota, Metazoa, Chordata, Cladistia, Polypteriformes, Polypteridae. The transcript has 3 exons.
AUGCUUGAAGACGAGGCUUUCUGUUUUUUCCUGGCAUUGUUUCACAAGAUCAUGCCAAAUGUAGACAUGCUAUUCAACCAGCUGCAGAAGAGGAACAUUGACCCUGUCUACAUUAAGGCAGCUGUCCAGGGAUUCACAAACAACAUGCAAGCAAUCAGGGACUCGAUUCCCUUUCUGUGUGGGGACAGUACAUCAUCUGACCAGCAGCACCAGCCCAACAAGCGACUGAGGACCCUGGGACCAGGAGAACAACAGAGGCUAGCUACAGAGGUAUGUGAUACCAUCCUGAUUCAUAGCAAGGAGCGGUUCUCCUUCACCCAGCACCUCGUCAGUGCAACAUUGCUGCAUGGAGAGUUGUUUCCACAACACAGUGUGACGUUUCCUGAAUCAGCACUCGAAACAACAGUGGAGGCAUACCCCAUGCUGAACAAGGCCAAGCUCAAAACAGAGCUGUCCCUCAUCUAUGAAAACCCUGAGUUUAGGGUUGGCAGUGGUGCAGUGCCUCUGUACCAGUUUUUCAUUGACAACAAUCUUCAAAGUACUUUCACAGAGACUGUCAGUCUUCUCAAGAUCAUAAUCACCACGCCUAUGACAACAGCAGAGUCCGAGAGGUGCUUUUCUACUUUGAAGAGGAUCAAAACUUUCCUAAGAAACACAAUGACCCAGGACCGCCUUAAUGCUCUGGCAAUGCUUUCUAUUGAGAAGAAACUUGUCAGAGACAUUCCUGACUUCAAUAAGAAAGUAAUUGAGAAGUUUGUUAAUCAGAAGGAGAGAAGAGCAAAAUUCCUGUACAAAUAA